AUGAGGGCACGGAUAGUUUAUCCAUGUUUUUACAGACUUGUUAAUUUGAAAACUCCUAUCAUAUAUCUUUACGUAAUGGAUUUGAUGUUUAUUAUGAUAUAAAGUAUAUUUAUUGGGUUUGCGAGGUUGAGCAAGGCCAUGCUAAAUGUAUUUUUUUUAUUAAUUUCCGUCUCUUUUCUGUAUGAAUUGAUUUUAAAAAGAUUGAAUAUUUAUCAAUUUACUAAUAAAACGUAUCGGAGGGCUUCCGCCUUCUUCUUCAGUUCAGUAUGUUAAAAGUAAGAGUAGAGUAAAAUAAAAAUACUGUUCUUUUCUAUUUACAACUCUGUCUAAACGUUUGUUUUUCUUUGAUUUUCCAAUAGUGGAACGGAAGGGCAAGACCAAGGGGGAACAAACUGAUUUCGGGAGUCUAAAUCAAUUUGAAAUCACUUAAAAUCACUCGAAAUCAUCUGAAAUCAUCUGAAAUCAUCACUUGCUGUUUAUGAGCAUGGUUUUCUACGGUAUUUAAAAAGCUGAAAAACAAUAAGGAAAACACUCUUCUGUUAUGCUUUUUGUUUGAUACUAUUAAAAAAUAGCUUUUUACAUUAGUAACUACUAAGCAAUAAUACUGCACAAACUAAAUAUUGUAACGUAUAUAUUGGUAUUCGCUCAUUUUUCAGGAAGUUACAAAAACGUCAUAACAAGAAAACAUGAUAAACAUAAUAAAUAUCUUUUAGAUAUCGUUUAACCUAGGUAUCUAGGGUUUUACCCAUUUUUUAAAUUGAACGCGUUAUUAGCCUAGCUAAAUAACCAACAUAUACACGUGCUUCUCCUAUGUUCAUUUUUUUCUUCGUCAUCUUUGGAAGAUAUUGUGCCCUUUUCUAUUGAUUUUGUUCGCAUCUUUCUUUCUUAUUCUUCUUUUGUUCAAAAUGAAUUCUAAUGUACCAUCGGAUGUUAUGGAAUUGGAAGGAGAUACGUUUUUUGACUUCGCUAAAUAAUAUUCAGAUGAAAAAGUGGCAAACUUGUUGGAAUUUCAAGAUAUUACUAAUGUUAAUUGUUUACUUGCUUGCAAAGAUCCUCUUGAAAUAUUAUUGCUCGAUUCGGAUGAUUUACUUGACUUAAAGAAAGCAGUAUGUUUGAAAUUGAAUAAUAAUUCAUUUACUGUUUUACCCGGUGUAAAAAGUAAAUUAAAUGUUUUGAAGUGUGCUUUGACUAAGAAGCGUAAUGAAUUAAAAAGAGAAUCAUCGAAUAUAUCUUCUAACAGUUUAAUUACAAACAUUUUAUCUGAUAAUAACUUAAUUAGUAAUAAUUUGAACCAUUCUGCAGAUAUAUUAGCUGCAACAGCAACAAAUACAUUUACAUCAUCGAUUAACAAUUAUGUUACUGCUCAAGAAACCAUAAAACGUUAUUUAAUUGAUUCAAUUGAUGACUGGUGUAAAAAAAAUGAGAACAACUGA
Molecule: messenger RNA, 1433 nt
Organism: Rotaria socialis
Lineage: Eukaryota; Metazoa; Rotifera; Eurotatoria; Philodinida; Philodinidae
Source: the annotation of a GenBank genome assembly